Messenger RNA from Funneliformis caledonium, 353 nucleotides. The record is from the annotation of a GenBank genome assembly. NCBI's taxonomy places the organism in Eukaryota, Fungi, Glomeromycota, Glomeromycetes, Glomerales, Glomeraceae.
AGCUUUUACAGCUUUUCAAUGAGUUUAAGGACGCAAUUAGAUUAGGUCGAUGCAUAAAGUCAUCACCUAUAAGCCUAUUAACAAGGCUCUCUGAUCCAAAGAAUAUUGAUUACAUUUUGAAUAUAAUGCAAAGUUUACAACGAUUUAUCGAUUGUGCAAAUUCGUAUGAGAAGGACGCAUCUAUUUCAACGACAUCGUCUUCCAACGAGCUUAUAAACAGAAUUGAAGAAAUGUUCAAGGUCGCUUCUGAAAUGUACGAGUUUAAUAACGAAGAAGCAAUGGAAUGUUUUCACGGAGCUAAUAAUGUAUCGCAUAAUGUGAAUCAAUCGUUGAUCAUGAUAACGUCAACUCCC